AUGGCCGCGGGAACGGCGCGGCCGCAAGGCCCUGGAUCGGGUUGCCCCGAGAAGCUGAGCAAGAAAGUUGUUGAUUAUUCCGAAUUUGGUGAAGAUGAUGAUGAAGACUUUGCAUGUAUAGCUGCACCUUUAAGCAAAAAAUCCAGAACACAGCUGAAGGAACCAAAGAAGGAGAAAAAAGAGAAGCAAAAAAUAACACACAAAGAAUUAACUCCAUUUCAAAAGCAGGCACCUAGUAAAAGAAUAUCCUUGGAUGACAAACUCUAUCAAAGAGAUCUGGAAGUUGCCUUAGCCUUAUCUGUCAAAGAAAAACCAACAAAUAUCCUUGAGGUGCAAAAUUCAGAAGAACAAGGUAAGAAAAUUGAAUCAGAAAAUAGGAGACCUGUUUUUACCAACUGCAGUGUAGACAGUGAACUUUUAGGUCUUGAUCAGGUUCUACAUGAUGACAUACCUAGGAGUGGCUGUAGGCAAGGGUUGGCAGCAUCUAAAGCUCUGUCACAUCAGAAGAAGUCACUGACCAUUGACAGUAAUGACAGAGAGCACGAUACUGACUCUGAGCGAGAGUCUGUACCAGAUGAGGAAUCAGAAGACGAUUCAGAUUAUAAUGAUGAUGAAGACUUUGCUAUGGAAAAGAAGAAAACCAGAGGAAAUAAAAAAGAAACCAAACAAAAGAGGCAGGGUGAAAAAGAAAAAAAGACUCCAACAUCCAAGAUUAAUAUUACAGUAUCGCCUGUAGUUCCUUCUUCACUGGUAACGGAACUAAAAUUUGAGCCAACACAGAUGUCCAGUUCUUCAGAACCAAUUGGAAGGCCUUUACAUGCAUCAAGUCCUGUAACAGAGAAGAAGCCUAAAUGGAUACCACCAGCUGCAUCGGGAAGCACUAAUAACAUUGGGAAAUACGCUUCGGUUAAGUCACCUACUCAUGGUCUUAGACUUGGCCUCUCCAGACUAGCAAGAGUCAAACCACUGCAUCCUAGCGCUACCAGUGGUUAACUGGUCGUUGACAAGGUAUCAUGUGAAGAACUGUGUUCACAAAAGACUUUGGAAAGCGUUUUGCUUAUAAGUAGAGAGUAAAAAAACCAGUGAGCAGCAAAAGCUUCAUGGCAUCAUCUGUUUUGCGGGACAGUUAUUAUGUACAUUUCUAAUACUACAGAGUUUUUAUUCUGUAAAACGCAAGGCAUCCCUAGGUGCUAUUGAAUAAUAUUAUUUAAUCAUGGUGACAUCUGAUCUGGUCACCAGUUCUUUUAUGGGUUAUACUCUGAGAUAGUUUAUAAUAAUUGUCAUUCUCUUAUCUGAAUGUGGCAAUAGUCAGAAAUACUAUGUCAAUUAUGGAUUUUUAUAUCUCAAAUGGAUUCUUAACACAAGUGAAAGUUACAGUUUAAAAAAUUUAUGGGAAGAGACAUUACUUCUACCCCUUUGUUCUUGGAAAGUUUCUCUUCACUCAAAAUCUGUUAGUGUUUGCAUAAUUUAUGUGUUUCUGUUAAUUAUUUUUUUAAAAUGUAAUAUAGAUAUGAAUGGUAUUUAGAAUGCUAUAAUUAAAAAAAAGGUAAAAUAAAAUACUUUAAUAAAAUGAAUUACUAAGAUUACAUUAUAUAAUUUUGAAGUUCAUUUCCAAAUUUUGGCUACAGUCCUGCAAAUAUUUUUGCGUGUGAAAAAUUUACUUGAAGUCAAUAACAUCACUUAGAUUCAGACAAUAAGGUUUUUGCUUUGGGCUCCUUGAUCUUUGGUGAAGACUGUGAUAUCCUGCAUAUUUAUUGAAUUUUAUAAAACUUGAAGUGACAGUUA
This is a messenger RNA of Anas platyrhynchos (mallard), 1785 nucleotides long. The record is from RefSeq and is a predicted model, not a curated record. NCBI's taxonomy places the organism in Eukaryota, Metazoa, Chordata, Aves, Anseriformes, Anatidae.